CUGUGUGUAAUUGUAAGCCUCACAGUGGUUUCGCUUUAUGAAAACGCGUUUUCUCGCUUUGAAGCGGUGUUAUUUUGAAGGCCGGACGGGUUUGGGCUGUUGACUUGUUUUCCUGUGAGGAGACGCGGCUCUGACAGUGACUGCCUGCCACACAUGCAUCAAAGUGUCCGGAUGACUUCGCUUUGUUCCUCAGCUUGUUAACAGAGCCCCGGGUCUCUCCUCACAGCAGAGUUCAGAAUUGCACUACAAUGUCUGCGGUGGCUUCUCUGCAGUAAGCAAACAAAGGUUAUGCUGCCCAAAAGCUGUCUGAGUCCCAGUGAGAAAGAGAAGGGCUAAAGCCAAACCAAUCCAAAUCAGCUUUCCAGAGCCUCUCCAGCAGCAACUCCACUGCGGAGCCAUGAGCAACCCCAGCGCUCCCAACCAGAUUACAGACGCCGUGGCAUCGGUUAUUCACAGUCCAGAGGCUCCCGCUGCCUCGUCAUUACAAGGGACCCCGCGCCCAGAGGAGGAAGAUGAUGGGGACCUGAACAAAGCUUUGGGCGUCCAGCGCUUCCAGCAGAUCCUCAGUCCCUCUGCUGUUCCUGAUGAGCAGCACCAUAACUACCAUGAGGAGGACAUUGAGUACCAUCGUCACUCCUCUCACCACAUCCACCGACCUCUGUCCAAACUGCCCCCCGAGGGACGCAGGAAGAAGAGCAGCAAGAAGAGGAGAAAGGACAAAGAUCAAAAAAGUAGCCACGUUCCCAGCAGCGGCCCCAUAGAGGAGGGAGAGGAUGAAGAGGAAGAUGAGGAGGAGGGGACGGAGACAACAUCUGCUCCGUCUGACUCUGAGAAAGUCAAAGAUGUGGAGUUCUUUGUUUCGGAUGAAGACCAUGUGGCCAAACGUGGCAAAGAGAGUCCCAGCUCAGCCCGUGAGCUGGAUAUCGUCCCCCAGUCUGUUAUGGGAACAGAUACUGAAGAUGCAACUUCCACAGAUAAACCGGCUUCAACCGACACGUCCAGUGCCGCUCCCCAGCCAACGCCACCCGAACACACACCGCUGGCCCGGGUGUCCUCCGCCAGCCGCAGCUACGACCUCCAAGAGCGCCGUCGCACGGGCAACAUGACGGGCGCUGAGCAGGCAAAGUACCAGCGCAUCCCUACUGAUGAGAUUGAGGCUGAGACCCUGGCCUCCGCUGACCUGGAUGGCAUUAAAAGUCAUCGUUUUGAAGAUGUCCCCGGCGUGCGCAGACACCUGGUCAGAAAGAGCACAAAGGGACAAGUGGUGCACAUCGGCAAAGACCACAAAGAGCCGACCACUCGCAGCCGUAAGCAAGACCGCACCCCACAUGAGGUGUUUGUGGAGCUGAACGAGCUGACUAUGGACAAGAACCAGGAGAUGCAGUGGAAGGAGACGGCUCGAUGGAUCAAGUUUGAGGAAGACGUGGAGGAGGAGACGGACCGCUGGGGGAAACCUCACGUGGCUUCGCUGUCUUUCCGCAGUUUGCUGGAGCUCCGGAAGGCCAUCUCGCACGGUGCGGUGCUGCUGGACCUGGACCAGAAAACCCUGCCUGGCAUCGCCCACCAGGUGGUGGAGCAGAUGAUCAUUUCUGAUCAGAUCAAAGCUGAGGACAGAGCCAACGUCCUGAGGGCCCUGCUGCUUAAACACAGUCACCCGAGCGAUGAGAAAGAGCACAGUAGCCCUUUCCCCAGAAACAUCUCAGCAGCCAGCCUGGGCAGUCUGAUGGCCCACCACCACAGUGCCAAUCACACCCAUCAGCCCGAGCCGUCUGUCACCGACCCCCUCAUGGGCACCGUCCACGCCGCGGGGGAUACGGACACACGCAUCGACGUGGAGAAGAACGAGGUACAGCAGAAGGAGCCGACCAUGGUGCCCGGCAUGCAUCGGUCCAAGUCAAAACAUGAACUGAAGCUGCUGGAGAAGAUUCCAGAAAAUGCUGAGGCCACUGUUGUCCUUGUGGGCAGUGUGGACUUCCUGGAGCAGCCCACCAUGGCGUUUGUGCGACUGCAGGAGGCGGUGGAGCUGGAGUCUGUCCUGGAGGUCCCCGUGCCUGUCAGGUUCCUGUUCGUUCUGCUCGGACCCCCCACCACCAGCAUGGACUACCACCAGAUAGGACGCUCCAUCUCCACGCUCAUGUCUGACAAGCAAUUCCACGAAGCAGCCUACCUGGCAGACGAUAGGCAGGACCUGCUGAACGCCAUCAACAGCUUCCUGGACUGCAGCAUCGUGCUGCCGCCUUCAGAAAUGGGCGGCGAUGAGCUCCUGCGCUCUGUAGCUCGCUUUCAGAGGGAGAUGCUGCGCAAGAGGGAGGAGGAGGAGGUCAAACUGUUGGCCAAAGAGCCCAAGAGCCUUGAAGAAAAAGUGGCCCUCCUCACACCUAUGAAAAAGUCAGAUGAUCCUUUAGAGCGCACCGGACGCCCCUUUGGUGGGUUGAUACGAGACGUACGGCGCCGUUACCCGAAGUACAUCAGCGACUUCAAGGAUGCCCUGAACAGUCAGUGCAUGGCUGCUGUUAUCUUUAUCUACUUUGCUGCCCUUUCUCCAGCCAUAACAUUCGGAGGCCUUCUGGGUGAGAAGACUGAAGGUCUGAUUGGUGUUUCUGAGCUGAUCGUGUCGACAUCAGUGCAGGGUGUGAUCUUCUGCUUGCUCGGAGCGCAGCCGUUACUGGUUGUGGGCUUCUCUGGACCCCUGUUGGUUUUUGAAGAAGCCUUUUAUAGCUUCUGCAAAGCGAACGAAAUGGAGUACUUGACGGGCCGCGUCUGGAUCGGGUUUUGGCUCAUCGUCAUCGUGAUCGUCACAGUGGCCUUCGAGGGCAGCUUCCUGGUCCGUUUCGUCUCCCGAUUCACCCAGGAGAUCUUCUCAUUCCUCAUCUCCCUCAUCUUCAUCUGCGAGACCUUCAUCAAGCUCGGCAGGAUUUUCAAGGAUCACCCUCUGAAACGCUGUUCGCUUAACAAAACCGUCAACGGCACGGACGAGAACGUCUCAACAGAAAAUAUCACAGUGGUGCUGAGCAACAGCACCGUUCCUGUGACGGUGCAGGUCAUCGGCGAACCCAACACCGCGCUGCUCUCUCUGGUGCUCAUGGCUUCAACGUUUUUCAUUGCUUUCUACCUGCGCAAGUUCAAGAACAGUGCGUUCUUUCCUGGAAGGCUUCGCAGAAUUAUUGGAGAUUUCGGGGUACCCAUUGCCAUCCUCAUCAUGGUCCUGGUGGAUUACAGCAUAUCAGACACAUACACACAAAAACUGAGCGUUCCCAGUGGUUUCUCUGUGACGAGUCCCGACAAACGCGGCUGGAUCAUCAGUCCUCUGGGCAGCGACGGUGAAUUCCCCAUCUGGAUGAUGUUUGCCUGCUGUUUGCCCGCCCUGCUGGUUUUCAUCCUCAUCUUCAUGGAGACGCAGAUCACCACCCUGAUUGUGAGUAAGAAGGAGCGGAUGCUCGUCAAGGGAUCCGGUUUCCAUCUGGACCUGAUGCUGAUCGUGGUGUUGGGCGGCAGCUCAGCUCUGUUCGGCCUGCCGUGGAUGGCGGCCGCGACCGUCCGCUCAGUGACCCACGUCAACGCCCUGACUGUCAUGAGUAAAGCCGUCGCCCCCGGAGACAAGCCUCGCAUCCAAGAGGUGAAGGAGCAGAGGGUGACGGGGCUCCUGGUGGCCAUCAUGGUCGGCAUGUCCAUUGUGAUCGCUGACCUGCUGCGUCAGAUCCCCCUGGCCGUGCUGUUCGGUAUCUUCCUUUACAUGGGUGUGAUGUCACUCAAUGGUAUCCAGCUAACAGAGCGUAUGAUGCUGCUGCUAAUGCCACCAAAGUACCACCCGGACCAUACCUACGUCCGCAAGGUCCGUACGCUGCGCAUGCACCUGUUCACAUGCAUCCAGGUGGUUUGUUUAGCUGUUCUUUGGGCCGUUAUGUCGACUCAGGCAUCGCUGGCCUUCCCAUUUGUCCUCAUCCUCACCGUCCCUGUCAAGAUGUUCCUGCUGCGCCGCAUCUUCAACGCCAGAGAGAUGGCUUGUCUUGAUGCGGACGACGCAGAGCCGAAGUUCGACGAGCGCGAGUGUCACGAUGAGUACUCGGAGAUGCACAUGCCCGUGUAAGCCACCACACGCCCUUGUAUUACCACUUACCUCCUCUUAGUGGACACCAAAAUCCCUCAAUCACUCUACCACCAACCGAUGACAUCCAACGAGAUCCGACGACGGAGUCCCUCAAACUUGAAACACUCACAGAGCUAUUUGAUGCCACAUCACUGUGCGCAGCUAGCUGGCCCUCUUCAUCAUUACCAAGACACGGACGUUUGUCGGAGGUCUGUUCGGUUGUCGCUUUGGUCAAACUUUUCACUAUUUAAGUAGCUUUUUUGGCAGAUUCAUGGCCCAGCUGUGUUUAUUCUCAUAACACGCAGGUGACAUAACACACUUCUGGGUUUUUCUGCCGGUUAGCAGCACUUUGUGGCACAAAGAAUGAACGUCAGAGGAGAUCAAACAGUCAUUAUCAUGUGUUCAUUCAUAAUAUACUUUUUUUUUAAAAAACUAUAUAUAUUUCAGGGGACAAGAGAUUCCAAAUCAAGUGAUAUGAUCUCGAGCUCAUAAUUAAACAUGAUUACAGUAGAUAGAUGUGCAAACUGAUUCAUUUUUAGCCCUGAAAGGUUGCUCUGAUUCACAUUGAAUAUGUGGAGGAUAUAAUGGGAUACAUUCCUUUAUAUUAACAUACUGCAUUAUUGCUAAUUAAGUUUGUCGCUUUUUUCAUGUUUUUGCUCUUUUUUUUAGCUCACCAAGCGCCUUAUGAAGGAAAUAAAAAGGUAUUCUUAGAGGUGUUUUCCCCUCAUUCUGUCUUAUUUUAGACAGCUGAUCACUUUACCCGCCUCCCGAAGCUCGUAGCACUUUUUAAAAGACACCAAAUCUGAACAAUGACUGUAUUUUAUGUGAUCAUUUUAUUUCCUUAGUCCCUCUUGAGUCCCCUUAAAUAUCAAUGUUGCUUUAGUUUGCUUCUUAAAGGACUAAUUGUGAUUGAUUUUUAGCCUUUUUGUCCUCAAAUGCAGCAGUUUAAAUUGAAUUCUGUACCUGUAGUGAAUUAAGGGUACCAGCAGAGGGAGAUAUCUGUCAUGACGUACCAAAAAAGAAAAUGAAAAUGCAAUUUCUCAUUACACUAAUGCCAUGGUAUCAUGUUUCUUAUCAUAACACAUUUUUUUAGUAGAGCGUUAACACAGUGGCAUGAUAAAUAUACUCUAAAUGUCUCCACUCACAUGUUUAGGGCACUAAUGUACUAAUGUAGAGUUUGUUUUGAAGCCUCACUUGGUGUGGUUGGUUUAUGGGAAUAGCUGUAAUUUAUUGGUUUGCUUGUCCAAGUGCCAAAUGUCUCAUGUAAAUAGUUUUGUGGUCAAAACAAUAAGCUGCAGUUCAGUCAUCUCACGUCUCCUAACUGUAUUUUCUUGAAGGUGUUUCAGCCUAAAUUAACAAAUUUUCAUAAUACAACAUUCCACAAUUUAUUAUAAAAUUUCCUCUGAUUUUAUUGGCAGCAACUAGUCGUCAAAACAUGUCAUUUACACUUGUGUGAACUUGGUCGACCAAAUUUUCAACAGAAGCUGUGUAGACAAUCUCAAUAUUCAUGCAUUGCUGAGAGGGAAGGCUUUUAAAAGUAUAAAUAUGUAUUUUUUUGUGUGUGUGUGUGUGUGUGUGUGUUUGUUUUUAUGUCAUGUUGUGUCAGUGUGACAUGGAUCGGUAGCUUUGACUGUGUCAAAAAAAACAAACAAAACAAAACGUGAUUUUUCGGUCCUCUGUUACUCUCAAGUGUGUAUUUGUAUCUCAGACAUCACUUUUCACCUCUCCCUCUGAACUGUCCCAUCUCAGCCUGAACUUGACUUGUCGUUGUGAUCUUGUGCCUGUUUGGUGUCACGGAAGUUGGCACAAAAUCUCAAGUGCCUGUGGGACCAUGAAGUGAUCAGCUACAAGUGUCUGCUGUGUUUGUAAGGAUGACACAUGUGUUACAAUAUUUUGCACUUUUGAGACGCUCAUAAAUCAAACAUCUCUCCAUUUACUUGCAAUAUGAGGCAUUAUUGCUGUUUUUUUUUUUUUUUUUUUUUUUUUUUUUUAAAAAGAUUAUUUGGAAUUGUUAAAUGUACACACACAUUUGGCUGCACCAUGGCCAUGGACAUGAAGGGGAUAUUUAUCAGAAGUAAGAAGUGUCAGUUUUAUGUUUGCUUAUUGUGCCUGUGGAUCGAAUGAAGGUGCUCUGUGUAUGUCAAAGUAUCUGUCAAAAUCAUGAAAUGCUGAUACGAUAUGUUGUUCCAUUUCAAAAGCAAUACAAAGUCCAAGAGGCUAUUGCUAAUUUUCCCUUGUACAUUGAUGGUUCAAAUAUUGAUGACAAAUAAAAGUUAUUUUCUAUUUA
Messenger RNA from Thunnus maccoyii (southern bluefin tuna), 6374 nucleotides. RefSeq names its product solute carrier family 4 member 2b (gene slc4a2b). The transcript has 24 exons. The record is from RefSeq and is a predicted model, not a curated record. Gene Ontology annotation, cellular component: plasma membrane; basolateral plasma membrane; apical plasma membrane. Gene Ontology annotation, molecular function: solute:inorganic anion antiporter activity; monoatomic anion transmembrane transporter activity. Gene Ontology annotation, biological process: transmembrane transport; monoatomic anion transport; regulation of intracellular pH. NCBI's taxonomy places the organism in Eukaryota, Metazoa, Chordata, Actinopteri, Scombriformes, Scombridae. Bases 398 to 4087 code for a protein of 1229 amino acids.